UGGAGCAUAUAAUCCUUUAGGGAGUUUAGGGAAAAAUGACAUAAUUGAGGGACAUCUACAUUUGGGAAGACACGACUGCCCCGGGAAGUAAUGCGUAAAGUUGAAUUAUAGAUUGAGUUCGGAACUUCUUGCGAUUUUAAAUUUAUAAGUAAAUAUGGCACCGGUAUUCAGUAAAGUUGCUGCUCGUAAUUCAGCUGUGAUAGCUGCAUCAGUAGGCGUAGUAUAUUGGAUAGCAACUGUACGACUUGGCAGAGGAAGGCGAAAAGCUGAAGUUGAUGAAGUGGCAUGUGCAUAUGCCCAGAAAGAAGAAAAGAAAGAAAGAGUGCAAGUGGACAUGAAGUUUUUUAGACAACUACGGGAAGUCCUGAAGAUAAUAAUGCCUGGUGUCUUCACGGUAGAGUUUGCAUAUGUUGCCAUGAUUGCUGGUACUUUGGUUGGCCGAACAUUGUGUGAUAUAUGGAUGAUACACAAUGGAACCAUUAUUGAAAGGGCCAUAAUUACACAAGACAUUUCUUUGUUUCGAAAAAGUUUAGAAGCUUUUAUUUUUGCUAUGCCUUUGUUAUCCCUUGUUAACAAUGCCAUGAAGUUUGGUUUGAAUGAGCUGAAACUAUUGUUUAGGUCACGGCUGACUAAACAUCUCUAUGAUAAAUACCUCAGUGGAAUAAUAUACUACAAAAUGAGUAAUAUUGAUAAUCGGAUAGCUAAUCCUGAUCAGCUUCUUACUCAAGAUGUGGAUAAAUUUUGUGGUUCAGUAACAGAUUUGUAUUCGAACAUAAGCAAACCUUUGCUAGAUAUUAUAAUAUUUGUACAACGCCUUGCAGCUGAUGUAGGAAUUGAGGGGCCAUCAUUGAUGAUGACAUAUUUAUUAUUUGCUGGUCUUCUUUUAACUAGGUUACGGAGACCAACUGGUAAAAUGACAAUGACUGAACAAAAAUUGGAAGGUGAAUUGCGAUAUGUUAAUUCUCGGUUAAUAACUAACAGUGAAGAAAUAGCCUUCUACCAAGGUCAUGGAAGGGAGAAAGUUACUAUGCUGCAUGCUUUCCAGAGGCUGGUAAGCCAUUUGAGAAUGUCUCAGCAUUUUAACUUUGCUAUGGGAUACAUAGAUAAUAUUAUAGCAAGAUAUUGGGCUACUGUUGUUGGUUAUCUGCUUAUCAGUCGGCCAUUUAUUGGAACGAAAAAGGAUGGCUUAUCUCACAGUGAACGUUUAGAGAGCUAUUACAAAAGUGGGCGGAUGUUUGUGAAGCUGGCUGAGGCUAUUGGACGUUUAGUUCUUGCUGGGCGAGAACUGACGAGGCUUGCUGGUUUUACAGCUCGCAUCUCACAACUCAUUAAAGUUCUUAAAGAUUUGAAUUCUGGGUCUUAUGUAAGAACCAUGGUAGGCGAAAGCUCAAAAAGUGUUCAACUAUUAAAUCCACCUACAAAAGCAAAACUUGUUCCUGGUGCUGGCAGUAUUGUAUUUAAAGAUAAUAUAAUUAAGUUUGAUAAGGUGCCACUGGUGACGCCGAAUGGUGAUGUUUUAAUUGAAGAAUUAUCUUUUGAGGUCAAAUCGGGUAUGAAUGUUUUAGUUCAUGGACCUAAUGGCUGUGGAAAAAGUUCAUUGUUCCGUGUUCUUGGUGAGCUCUGGCCGUUAUUUGGUGGAACUUUGACAAAACCAGUAAAGACAAAACUUUUUUAUAUACCUCAGAGACCAUAUAUGACUCUUGGAACAUUUAGAGAUCAGAUUAUUUACCCUGACAGUCAUGAAGACAUGAAACGUAAAGGAGUUACUGAUUAUGAUUUAGAAUAUUUUCUUGAGAUGGUUCAACUAACGUAUCUUUUGGAACGAGAAGGAGACUGGAACUCCAUAAGGGAUUGGAUGGAUUUACUUAGUGGAGGAGAAAAGCAACGUAUUGCUAUGGCAAGAUUAUUCUAUCAUCGCCCUCAGUUUGCAAUUUUAGAUGAAUGUACGAGUGCAGUGAGUGUUGAUGUUGAAGGAUCAAUGUAUCAGUAUUGUCGUGAGAUGGGUAUAACUUUAUUCACAGUUUCACAUAGAAAGUCUCUGUGGCAACACCAUGAAUAUACCUUGUACAUGGAUGGCCGAGGUACAUAUAAAUUUAAACCAAUUGAAGAAACUACUGAAAUUUUGGGAUCCUGAACAAUGUAGAAUUUUUUAUAAAACAAAAUUAUUAAUUUCUAAAGUAUCUGUGGUUGUGGCC
Messenger RNA from Stegodyphus dumicola, 2195 nucleotides. RefSeq names its product ATP binding cassette subfamily D member Pmp70 (gene Abcd3). NCBI's taxonomy places the organism in Eukaryota, Metazoa, Arthropoda, Arachnida, Araneae, Eresidae. Gene Ontology annotation, molecular function: long-chain fatty acid transmembrane transporter activity; ATP hydrolysis activity; ATP binding. Gene Ontology annotation, biological process: very long-chain fatty acid catabolic process; long-chain fatty acid import into peroxisome; fatty acid beta-oxidation. The record is from RefSeq and is a predicted model, not a curated record. Gene Ontology annotation, cellular component: peroxisomal membrane.